CAUGCGCUCUGGCGGGCCGUGCCAUAUUGGAAUGAGGCAGUGAGCGGAGCGCCGGGGAGCCCGAGCCCCGGCAGCGGCGCAGGGCUGGAAAAACUCCCCGCAGGUGUUUUCCAGGCUCCCUUCCUGAAUGUCCCGUCUGCUGUGGAAGGCAGGAGGUGACUCAUGACCACCCAACAGUGACAGCCUCGGACCCCCCUGCUUCUGGCUGCUGGGAACAGCCUCUGGGCUCCUGUGGAGAUGAAUGGAGAACAGCAGUAUGAUGCAGAUGCUGGUUCCAGUGUGGAAGAAAUGGAAUUCAACUGGGAUGAGUAUCUAGAAGACACAGGAGCAACUGCAGCCCCCCAUGGAUCUUUUAAACAUGUAGAUACAAGUUUGCAGAAUGGUUUUGCCCCUGGCAUGAAGCUGGAAGUCGCUGUCAAGUCUGACCAGAACACGUACUGGGUUGCCACCAUCAUCACCACGUGCGGGCAGCUGCUGCUGCUGCGCUACGACGGCUACGGCGAGGACCGCAAGGCCGACUUCUGGUGCGACAUCCUGACUGCUGACCUGCACCCCAUCGGCUGGUGUCAGCAGAACAAGAAGAUUCUCAAAGUGCCUGAAGGUAUCAAGGACAAGAUACCUGACCAGGAGGAGUUCCUUCAGCGGGUGCUGAAGGGGGCCUGCAGUGCCCCUGCUAACCUGCUGGAGGGGCUUCACAGAGGGAAAAAUCCACUGGAUCUCAUCGCGCCCGGCUCGCGCCUGGAGCUGCAGAACCCCCGGGACUCCCUGGAAGCCUGGAUCGUCACCGUGGUGGAAAACGUCGGCGGGAGGCUCAAGCUGCGCUAUGAGGGCCUGGAGGACUUGGACAAAUUUGACCAGUGGCUCUUCUAUUUGGACCCUUUCCUUCACCAAGUGGGUUGGGCAGCUCAGCAUGGAUACAGCCUGCAGCCACCUUCAGCCAUUAGGUCCUUGAGGAGUGAAGCAGAUUGGCAAGAGAUCCUGAAGAAGGUGAAAGAGGAGGAAGAGGAGUCAUCUGUUCCUACAGAUCUUUUUAAGGAUAAACCUGUGAUUGGAGUGCACUCAUUCUCUGAAGGCAUGAAGCUGGAAGCUGUGGACCCAAUGGCUCCCUUUGUUAUCUCUCCUGCUACAGUUCUCAAGGUGUUCAAUGACAAAUAUUUCAUGAUAGAAAUCGAUGACUUGCGGGCGGAGCGCGCGAGCAGCCAGCGCUACGUUUGUCACCUCAACAGCGCCGGCAUCUUCCCGGUGCAGUGGAGCCUGAAGAACGGGCUGCACCUCAGCCCCCCUCCAGGUUACCCUGGGCAGGACUUCGACUGGGCUGACUACCUCAAACAGUGCGGGGCCGAGGCAGCUCCCCAGAGCUGCUUCCCUCUGUUAACUUCUGACCAUGGAUUUAAAGAGAACAUGAAGCUUGAGGCUGUGAACCCAGUUGAUCCUGAAGAAGUUUGCAUUGCUACAGUCACCAAGUUAAAAGAUUCAUACCUCUGGCUUCAGCUGGAGGGCUCCAAGAAACCUGUCCCUGAGUGUAUAGUGAGUGUGGAAUCAAUGAAUAUAUUUCCAGUGGGUUGGUGUGAGACGAAUGGAUAUCAGCUCAGGCCUCCUCGCAAAGCAAUAGUAAACAAGCAGAAAAAAAUUGCAGUAGUUCAACCAGAGAAACAAAUUUUAUCUUCAAGGACAGUUCAUGAUGGACUAAAGAACCAGGAACUGAACUCUUCUGACUCAGUGGUAAUUAACGGCAAGUACUGCUGCCCAAAGAUCUACUUCAACCACCGGUGCUUCUCGGGGCCUUACCUGAACAAAGGCAGGAUUGCAGAGCUGCCCCAGUCCGUGGGACCUGGGAACUGUGUGCUGGUGCUGAAGGAGGUUCUCACUUUAUUGAUCAACGCUGCCUACAAACCCAGCCGUGUCCUGAGAGAGCUGCAGCUGGAUGAAGAGGCUGCCUGGCAUGGCCAUGGAGAGACCCUAAAAGCCAAGUACAAAGGCAAGAGCUACCGUGCCACCGUGGAGGUUGUGAGGACGGCAGAUCGGGUGGCAGACUUCUGCAGGAAAACCUGCAUCAAGCUGGAAUGUUGCCCAAACCUCUUUGGCCCUCAGAUGGUGCUGGAUAAGUGUUCAGAGAAUUGCUCUGUCCUGACAAAGACAAAAUACACACACUAUUAUGGCAAGCGGAAAAACAAGCGGAUAGGUCGGCCCCCGGGCGGCCACAGCAACCUGGAAGUCGCCAUGAAGAAACCAAAUAAAAGACGGAAGAGACGAAAACAUUUCUUUGUUCAUAAGAAAAAACGUUCUUCCACGUCUGUGGAUAACACUCCAGCUGGAUCUCCCCAGGGCAGUGGGGCAGAAGAGGAGGAUGACCAGGAUGAGGUGGAUGAAGAGUCUCUGACUGAGGACAGCACCUCAGAGCACCAAGAUGAGCUGCUUGAAGAAUCAGAGGUGUCAGAGAAGAAAUCCCUGUCAUCCUCUCCCACCCAGAGUGAACUGUCUCAUUCCCUGGCUCAGGACCGAGACAAGAGGAAGAGGAAGCUCAGGACCUUCUCCUUUUCUGAUGAUGAAAACAAACCUCCUUCGCCAAAGGACAUAAAGAUGGAAGUUGCUGAAAAGCUGCAGCUGGACAGUAACCCUCUGGAAUGGAGCGUGGCUGAUGUGGUACGAUUCCUCAAAUCCACUGACUGUGCUCCCCUGGCAAGGAUUUUCCUUGAUCAGGAAAUCGAUGGCCAGGCACUGCUGCUGCUGACCCUGCCCACUGUUCAGGAGUGCAUGGACUUGAAGCUUGGACCAGCUAUUAAACUCUGCCAUCACAUUGAGAGGGUCAAACUUGCCUUCUACCAGCAGUUUGCAAACUGAGGAGCAGCCAAGUUGAAGUGGACCUUUGAAGCACAACUACAAAACCAUGCUCCUUCUUCUCUAGCAAGUAAAGCCAAAUGAACUUAAACUGAGGCCCUGGUGACCUAAAAGUGUGUGUCAGCCUCAAUUUUUUCUAUUUCAACAGAAGGAAGACAACAUCUGGAGCAAAAUGCCAAUGCAAACACAGGGGCUACUUUACCAGCUGCCAGCUUGGGAACACAAUAGUCUCUUGCUCUAUGGUUCCCUUUUUUUAAUGUAUUUUUUAAUGAUGACAGAAAAGUCUCCUCUUGUGGGAAAUGACAUUUCAAUAGUUCUGUUGGCACGGAACUUUAAAAGGAGAAACGGAUCCUGUUUACGUUCGCAUGUAGGCUGCCAGAAAUAACCUUUCUGUUCCUGAUGUUUCACAGAAUCCCCUGCCCUCCCUGUGGAUGAACACUUGCUUUACCACAGCACUGACUUUGGAAUGUGUUCUUUGCACAUUCGUGUGUUAAUGUUGAGAUUUUUAAUGAAUUUGUUCAUUGUUAGGACAACAAUGUGGCCACAGGGUUCUGAAUGUACAGUAUAGCAAGAGUGUGGUUCCUUUUGAAGUUUUUGUUUGUUUAUUUUGGUUUGUUUCACUGUUGUUGGUUUUGCUUUUGUUUUUACUACCUCUGUAGCCUGAACAGUAGAAGUGAUGAACUAAAAAGGGAGGGAACUGCUCUUUCUGGACACGUGGUCCGUGGCUGCACAGCAGUCUGGCUUCUGUGGGCAUGUCCAGAGUGCAAACCAAUGUCAGCUUCUGUUCCAAAGCUUUAGCUGAAACUUCUGUAGGCAUAACCUGGAUGCUUCCUUUUUUCAGAUGUCAGAAAACUGAAUUAUUUUGCACUUCUCUUACAGGCAGGCUAUAGGACAUAAGGAAGGAAAGAGAAAGUGCCUCUGCAUUUUCUAUAUUUGGGUUGUCAGAUUUUUAUUUUUUUCUUUAUUGUAUGAAGUUAUUUCCUUUUUCUUCUAGCAAACAAUUGGGCCAUGUACAUAGAGCCUGUCAGCAGACUUUUGCUUUGCUACCUGAACAUCUAUUUAGAGAACACACUAAGGAAACUGCAAUCAAUAGAGGACUGCAACAUAGCUCUGCCAGUGUUUGCAUUCUGGAAACUCUUAUGAGCUUGACUUUGUAUUUUUAACUAUCUACAGAUGCUCAGGAUGAGACAUUAUGAAAAUUUGGUGAGUUGGCAAGGGAUUUGUGUGCUUUUAUUACAGAAAAGGAAAAGGACCAGUGGGGCAUCUUAGUUCCAUCAGUAGACUCACAGUAGGAUGAACUGCUGAUUUUAAUUUUCCAUGGUAAUAAAACCCAAUCAGCCACUUGCUGUAGGCCAGUGCUUUACACUUUGAGUAGCAGGGCUUAUGUUACUUUCCAUUAAAGGUGUGGGGAAACUCACAUCAGGCUCAAGAUCUGCAUCACAUCAGUGCUGAGUUUCAGCUGGCUUGCAUUCAUUCACUCUGCCUGUUCUCAGAGUGUUUGUGUUUGGAGGAGCACAGGCAGGAGCUGGAUGUGUGCAGCUCUGCUCCUUUAUGUCCUGUUCAAAUCCAUCUGCAGGAAGCUCCUGGCCCAUGAAUGCAUGUGAGUAAGGAAGGUGCUUGCUGCAGGAAUGGCUUUAGGAAGGAUGCAGUUAUUGGGUUCUGAUGAACAGGGAUGACUCUGCUUAAAUGGAAUUAUUGGAGUGUCCCUUCGGCCCAGUGUGACUGCCCAUUCCAAAGCUGUGAGCUGCAGGAUUCAGCAGGAUGUGCUCUGUAGGCUGAGAGCUGAGUUGGCACAGCCUGUGACUUCACCUGCCCCCUUGGUGCUGAGGGGGAGCUGCCUCCAGUGAAAAGCAGAGCUCAGUAACUGGGGCUGGUUGCUUUUGCCCCUAGAGUAACUGCCUAGUCAAGGCAGAACUAUUCACACAAUUCUUAAAAUCAGAUUUUUUUUCAUUCCAGAAUCAAAAUGUCAGAUUAUUUAAAAGCUGAAUAUUGCUGAGGGAGGGCAGUGUGUAGCUAGGACAAUUUUUCUCCCAUAUUGUAAGCAGAGUGUGAAGACACAAUUAAAUAGAAAUCAAAGUGUCCCUUUUUCCUCCUUACACCAGAUAUGUGGCCAAUAAAUGGAUGAUUUGGCUCUUCA
Messenger RNA from Melospiza melodia melodia, 4975 nucleotides. It is a transcript of the gene SFMBT1, whose product is annotated as Scm like with four mbt domains 1. Gene Ontology annotation, cellular component: nucleus. Gene Ontology annotation, molecular function: chromatin binding; histone binding; transcription corepressor activity. The record is from RefSeq and is a predicted model, not a curated record. Bases 238 to 2841 code for a protein of 867 amino acids. NCBI's taxonomy places the organism in Eukaryota, Metazoa, Chordata, Aves, Passeriformes, Passerellidae. Gene Ontology annotation, biological process: negative regulation of DNA-templated transcription. The transcript is spliced from 21 exons.